Messenger RNA from Mangifera indica (mango), 1085 nucleotides. RefSeq lists its product as uncharacterized. The record is from RefSeq and is a predicted model, not a curated record. Bases 191 to 979 code for a protein of 262 amino acids. The transcript has a single exon. Lineage: Eukaryota; Viridiplantae; Streptophyta; Magnoliopsida; Sapindales; Anacardiaceae.
GAGUGUCAAACUUUCAAUUUUUAAUACAAGCUUCUUCUGACUCUCUUUCUCAUCUCUUUACAGGUUAAUAAUAAACCCACCCCUCUCACCAAAUCCCUAACCCAUCGAAAUCAUCGUCUUCCUCUCUCUCUCCUUGUAUAAACUCAUCCCUUCCCCUUCUCCUAACGGAGAAUAUUAUUAGUAUUUGCUGAUGGGCAUCAAGCUUUUGAAUCUCCAGAUGAUUCCAUGGUGUUUACACUUUUUGGGUAAUCCCAUUUCUUGUUUACAGCUGCAGUCUGAGCAGUCGAGUGGCCGGACGAUAAAGCUGAUAAAAUCUGAUGGCUUGGUCAAGAUCUACGACCACCCUAUCCAUGUUUCGGAGCUCAUGAUGGAGUUUCCGAAGCAUCUCGUAUGUCGUUCUGAUUCGUUUUAUAUCGGACAAAAGAUCCCCGCCCUGUCGGGAUCUGAUCAGCUUCAGCUCGGCCACAAGUAUUUUCUUCUCCCUAAACAUUGCUUUCAAUCUGUUCUUUCCUUCCUCACCAUCGCUUCUUUUGCAUCGCCGCAAGCGCAGUCGUCUUCGGCAAAGUCGAGAAACGCGUUUCUGAAGAAGGCGGCGUCGUGCCAGCCGUUUGAUAUACAAAAAUCUCCUUCUGGGUGUGGGAGAAUACGCGUUUCUGAUGAGUUUAUAUCGCAAUUGAUGGAGGAAGGAAUAAUCAAAGAGGAAGACGAAGAAGAAGAGACUUUUAAGAGUAAAAUAUGCACGACGGCGCAGUUGCAGAAAGAUUACACACAGCUGGUGGGUUCUUCACGGCAGUGGAAGCCGAAGCUGGAGACGAUAAAAGAGAAAGAAAAGAGAAGACUGUCAUCGUUUGGAAUAAAGAGAAGAAAGAAAUCUCAAUCAAAGGGAAACCAUCUUCAUCUUCAUCAUCAUCAUAACAUAACUUCAACGAAACCUCCAUUGAAAUCCAAGAUUAAGAUUAAAUCAAGAAAGGGCUGGUAGUGUUUCGAGUUUUGUUAUUAUUAUUAUUAUUUUUCUUCUGGUUCACUUUGUAAAAUCAUCAUACAAGUCUACUUCAGAUUAUACAAAAAGAAAAAAAUUCUCAAAA